UGCUUCCUUCCUUCCCCUGUCCUUUAUUCAAUACUCCUUCCCUCCUUCCCUCCCUCCACUCCCCUGUCAUCACUUUGUUUGCUGGGGUGCGGUGCGUCGAGCGGCUCUGUCUGUACUCUGUGGCUGCGCGUUUUCUCAAUGCGUAAAAAGGCGUGCGCGUCGCGCAUCUCCACUUUUCGGCGAGUGAGAAGUGGGCGGACCUCGGAAACGUAUUUAUAGCAGCAAUUGGCGAUCAUUAAAAGGUGUUUCCCGCUGGAAGAAGUGAAGGGAUCAUAUUAACAUUGUGUGGACGACGUUUCUUCAGCGUCGGACAGCGGAGCGAACAGCAGUGAUCAUGGAAUCUAAUGAUGUAAACGCACAUGAACCUGAACUGGUGCCACACAAGGGCAUCAAGCUGAUCGAGGGGACGCAUGAUCCGGAUGAUGUGGACCAGAUUUGCAACCUGGAGAUCAGGGACUCGGAUGUGUUUGUCAUCACAUACCCAAAGUCAGGGACAAUCUGGAUGCAGCAGAUUCUCCUGCUGCUUGAGUCAAAGGGAGAUGUGACCGCCGUCAGUAAACUCAGCAAAUAUUCCAACGCUGACCUCAUCCCCUGGAUUGAGCUGAAGGGCAACAGGCAGGCGUUCAUCACGGCCCCGUCACCCAGACUGAGGGUCACCCAUCUGCAGCACCACGUCAUGCCCUCUGCCCUGAGCCAGAGGGGCAAGGUGAUCUACGUGGCAAGAAAUCCCAAAGAUGUCCUUGUGUCUUACUAUCACUUCCAUAAGGUUGCAAACAUGUUGGAAACGCCGAGGGAUUUCAGUGACUUCUUUGAUAAAUUUAUGAGAGGAGACGUGUUUGGGUGUAGCUGGUUCGAUCACGUUAAGACAUGGCACUCACACAAGGAGGAUAUGAACAUGCUGUUCAUCACUUAUGAAGAAAUGAUUCAAGACCUGCCGUCUGUAGUGAGGAGGAUCUCAUUGUUCCUGGGUAAAGAAUUGACUGAUGAGCAGCUGGCAAAUGUGGUGAAACACAGCACCUUCAACGUCAUGAAGAAGAUCCCUCAUGCCAACUAUGAACAGGUGCCAGGUGAUCUACUCAACCACCACCAAGGAAGAUUCAUGAGGAAAGGCACCAUCGGGGACUGGAAGAACCACUUCACUGUGGCCCAGAAUGAGAGGUUUGACGAGACCUUCAACAAAGAGAUGAAGGAUGUUCCUCUGUCUUUUAUCUGGGACAUCCUGGACAUUGAGUGAGCAGUUUGUUGCUCUCACGACAACAAAGAGAACAAAAAGAAGAAACAGUUGCAACUCCAUGAACUCUGCUUUACAGAGACAGCGUCUGCUUCUCUUUCCCUGUGUAUAUAUUAGCAUCUGAGGGUACAUUUCAAUUUAUGGCAGUUCCCUUCCCCAUUUUAGUUCAAAAACCUAUGCAAAUCUCUAUUGGGGUAUCUUAUAAUACCAAUGAAAUCAUGGAAUGGCUAGGUUGUGGUCUAACUAUAGCAGCCUUGUUUUGUAGUCAUGUACGUUACAGUAUUACUGCUUGCUGAUGCACUGAAUGCUCUUUGAAUCAAGCUGCAUUUACAACCUAAUUACCAGUUGCUUUGACAAUAGUAGAAAUGUCUUGCAUACCAUUCUCAUAUAUCUAAUUUGUUAUCAAUGAGUUAAAACCAUUGGAUUGUCUGUGGAAUGUCUAAUAUGGCUGCUAAAUAUAUUGUAUUAGUCUAUAUUUACUUUUGCAUAAGUCAGAGUUUAUGGAUUAAAAUAUCAGUGAAACCAUAUUGUCUCAGUCUGUACAAGAGACCACACCCACUGCUUGUGUUCAAUUUCAUAGAAAUGUGACUUCAAGUGCAGGUGAGUAAACUCAUUGGUGUUGACUCACCUCAACAUCAACCUUUUGACUAAGAGUGACACAUAAUCAAAAGGAUGUCUUAACGCCUCUUUGUGUUUUAGUUAUCAGGCUUCGUCCUGAUAACGUGUACUACAGAGCCGCUUGUCAACUGCCUCAGUUAACCCUGGCUCAUGUGGCAGAGCCAGACUCCUUUAUUACAAAAAACAUUUGUUUGAAAUCUAACAAAGUGACAUGAAGACAAUGUGAUCAUGUGACGAGAAAAGAAACACUAGACGUGAGAGGGUAGUUAAAGUGAUAGUUCACCCCAAAAAUGUAUAUUUGACUCCACUCACCACAAGCUGACAGUGGGUGAGGUGCUUGAGUCCAAUAAAACACUUUUGGAGUUUAAGGGGUAAACUUCAUUGCAGCUAUAUCCGAUACAAUUAAGUAAAUGGUGAACAAUACUUCAAAUGUAAAAAACAAAAGAAAAAAACAUGCCUCCAUACUGCUCCUGUGGUGUCAUCCCAGUGUCCCCAGACAUUCAAAUUCGACUCGAAACAAAGUUCUUAAACCUUGUUUUUAGCCUGAAUGUCGUCUGUUAUCGUCCUCUGGAAGGUCUGUCUGAUGCUCCUUCAGCAUAGGGGCAAAGUAUGUGGUGAAUUUAGGAUUACUGAAAUGUAAAAGGCUUAUGCUUUAAUUUCUCCUCAUGUUCUGUGCUGCAGUGAUAAAAUAAGAGUCAAAGCACAGACAGUGUCAGGACGUCUGUCAGAAUCAAAUAAUCUUUGUUGUUAAUUCCUUUGCUGGUCAGACCCUCUGCUUUACACCAGAGUGGACACAAAUGAUACUUUAAGUUAUCAUAUUCAGACUGAGUGACAAACUAAAACAGAACAUCACAGAUUUAACACUCACAUCAUAAAUGGGCACGCACACACACACACAUACAAACAAAUAACUGACUUUUAACUGGCCUCACAAAUAACUGGCCUCAGCUGCUUAUUAACACUAUUUUUUGUGUAUAUUGAACAAGUUCACCUGGGUUGUGGUGGUGUAACAGCAUUUGUGAAACUGCUUACGCAACUGAUUUUACAGUGUGCAGUGCAUGAUGAUGAAGGCUGGCUAUGAAAGAUGUAAAUUAUAUAUUUUAAUAAAAUGAGUUGUUGUAAACUUAUUCAGUUGUUAUAUGACUGUUUAUGAGACAAUAAACACUGAUGCACUGAGAA
Molecule: messenger RNA, 3028 nt
Organism: Platichthys flesus (European flounder)
Lineage: Eukaryota; Metazoa; Chordata; Actinopteri; Pleuronectiformes; Pleuronectidae
Product: amine sulfotransferase-like
Exons: 7
Coding region: 335-1234 (299 amino acids)
Biological process (GO): sulfation
Cellular component (GO): cytoplasm
Molecular function (GO): sulfotransferase activity
Source: RefSeq, a predicted model, not a curated record